AUGAAAGAAUCUCUAUAACAAACGAGUCAAAUCUACCUUGAUCAAUAUUAGCAUGUAACAAGGAGAACAGAAAACCUCAAAUUCUCUUUAAGUUCCACAAAAAUGAGUAGAUUGAGGAUCUUUAUGUAAAGGAAACAGCGUAUCGAUAAAUAAUAUUGUCAAACUUUGGAACAUUAUCAAUAAGCAGAGUAAUUCAAACUUACACCAUUAUUAGUAGAACUCCUAGAUAUGCUAGAUAUUAUGUCCAAACAUUGCAAAAGAGUAACAAGGAAUUAACAAAUUAAAUCGAAAUUUUCGACUUAAAAAGAUGGACAAGAAUUGUUAUAAUUGAAUAUUAAGCAAACAGAUGAAUUACAUGUUGAUGAUCAAUGUGCUACAGCAGAACAACCAGCACACAUUUUAUAAUUGAAAGCAUUUCUGAUUUACUCUAAUAAGAAGAACUCUACUUCUUAAGGUAGCAUGGGGGCUGACUGCAUAAAAUCCCCAGUUGUUUUAUAAUGGUGCAGUUUAAAUUUAUAUUACAUCGAUCCCCAAAUUCUCAGAAUGCACAUAAUUUAGCUUCUCCUGUUUUUGGUCUGUAUAAGUUUACUCGUCUUGUUCUAAUUCUUAAGACUAAAAUAUUUGCUAUAGAGAGACACUAGAAUGAACAAAUAAAGAUAGUUAAAUCAAUGGCUUUAAUGA
Molecule: messenger RNA, 681 nt
Organism: Paramecium tetraurelia
Lineage: Eukaryota; Ciliophora; Oligohymenophorea; Peniculida; Parameciidae
Exons: 1
Source: RefSeq, a predicted model, not a curated record